Molecule: messenger RNA, 1092 nt
Organism: Mesorhabditis spiculigera
Lineage: Eukaryota; Metazoa; Nematoda; Chromadorea; Rhabditida; Rhabditidae
Source: the annotation of a GenBank genome assembly
AUGGAUUCCGGUUCGGACGAUUGUGAUGAUGGUCCAGGUACUUUUCAAAGAUCUCCAGUCCAACAAACUAUCAUCCGGCCUCACAGCCAAACUCGCAAUCUACCAGUUAUCAAUUCCGUAUCCGUAACAACCGAAGAACCCAAAAAACCACCAAAAGAAUCGCCGGUGAUUGAAUUACCACCGCUGGAUAUGGCCCCGGAUACUAUGAAGAAAACAAGCCAUGCAGAUGAUAAAACAAAAAUUGCUAUGCCGACUACAGCCUCAUCGGCGCAUCCACGGCCCGCCGAGCCAGCUGGCCAAAGGCAUGAAAACGGAACUGCCCCAAGAUCUAGACAGCACACCGUCACUGUAAUGUCCGUUGCUGGGCAGGAAGUGAAACAAACCUUUGCCGCUGCAAGAACGGCCGACAAUCCGAUAAGUCUCGAUGAACUUGAAAAACGAAUGUCUCAACUUGUCUCGAAAAUGGAAAAAGAUAACAUCGCGAAAUUGGAUAAGACCCGAAAAGACUGUGCCAAACAGAUUCAAGCCCAAAAAGAACAAGCGGAAGCGGAUCAGCAAUGCCUGAGCAUGAACCUUGAUGAGAUGAAAAAGAAAAUUGAGUUCUUUGGUGCAAGAGCUCCGCAGCUGUCCCAAAUGACGGCCUCAACUAUGAUGACGCCAGAAGAUACCCGGUUUCUAAAGCUGGAGAAAAAUCAACUGGAAAUGGAGUUGCGAACGGUGCAUGAUGCCUAUAAAAAUAUGUUCAACAUGUAUGAUAAAUUGAAGAAUUUGAACAAAGACCUCAAAGAGGAUAAUGCUCAACUUCGUGAAAUAGAAUCGACGCUGAAAGAGAAAAUUGCUACGGGGCAGGAAAAAUAUAUGAAGAUGGUUGAUCAAGCGACGGAAAGACUGAAUCAAGCAAAUGAAUGUAUUGCAUCUUUGGAGCGAAAAAGUGAGGAUGAUACAAUUACGCUUCGAGCAAAAUUGAAAAAGACCGAACUCCAGUUGAGCACCACUCUGCAGCAGCUAGAAAUUAAGAGAAAAGAAUGCAUGGAGCUGAAUGAAAUUUGCCAGGCUCUACUGGCGAAAGCGGAAAUCCAUUCGGACACGGAA